AUGGUGUCCAAGAACAACGUCUUGCCCAACGUCCACCUCCACAAAUGGUGGCAAAGAUAUGUCAAGACCUGGUUCAACCAGCCAGGCCGGAAACAGAGCCGGAGGCUGCGUCGCCAAGAGAAGGCGGCCAAGCUCGGCGUGGUCCCUUCUGGUCUCCUCAGGCCCGUUGUCCGCCCUCCUACACAGAGAUACAACCUCAAAGUCCGUGCUGGAAGAGGCUUUACCCUUGAGGAGUUGAAGGCCGUCGGUUUGAGCCCCCGCGUCGCGCUGUCGAUCGGCGUCGCUGUGGACCAUCGCCGCCGCAACCGGUCGGCAGAGAGCCUGAACGCGAACGUGACUCGCCUGAAGGCGUACCUCGCGAAGCUCGUCCUCUUCCAGAGAGGCUCCAAGGCCAAGAAGGGUCUUGCUGGCAUCCCCGCGGACACGCCCAAGAGCCAGAUCCAAAACGUCAAGCACGUCAAGAUCAGCACUGCGAUGCCGAUCCCGAAGGCCAGCAAGCGUUGCAAGCCUAGAGCCAUCACGGCAGAGGAGCAGAAGUUCAUGGCGUACGCAACCCUGCGCAAGGCUCUGCGUGACUGCAAGAACGUCGGCAAGCACGAGAAGAAGUUGGCGGCUGAGAGGGAGGCGAACCAGAAGUAG
Molecule: messenger RNA, 639 nt
Organism: Neospora caninum
Lineage: Eukaryota; Apicomplexa; Conoidasida; Eucoccidiorida; Sarcocystidae
Exons: 3
Coding region: 1-639 (212 amino acids)
Biological process (GO): translation
Cellular component (GO): ribosome; cytosolic large ribosomal subunit
Molecular function (GO): structural constituent of ribosome; RNA binding
Source: RefSeq, a predicted model, not a curated record